Messenger RNA from Mus pahari (shrew mouse), 873 nucleotides. It is a transcript of the gene Ppp1r35, whose product is annotated as protein phosphatase 1 regulatory subunit 35. Gene Ontology annotation, biological process: negative regulation of phosphatase activity. The coding region runs from base 42 to 794 and encodes 250 amino acids. The transcript is spliced from 4 exons. Lineage: Eukaryota; Metazoa; Chordata; Mammalia; Rodentia; Muridae. The record is from RefSeq and is a predicted model, not a curated record. Gene Ontology annotation, molecular function: phosphatase binding.
GAGGCGACGCCGCGCCCCGACACCCGCGCCUCUAGAACGAGAUGAGGGGCUCCGGGGCGUCCGCCUCAGAGUCCACUGAGAGCGAGGAGGCCCUGGGGCCACCCCCGGAGCCGCGAGCCCCGGAACCCCGAGCCCCGGAGCCCGAGCCCGGCUUGGACCUGAGCCUUAGCCCGAGCCCGCUGCCCGAGAGUCCGAAGCCGCGGAAGGGGCGGCGGGGCGGCAGCCGGAGGGGGCGGCAGGUUCGUUUCCAGCUGGCGCCGCCCUCCCCGGUGCGGUCCGAGCCGCCGCCGGCGCCCGGUGCAGCGGGCGACGAUCACGAGCUGGAGGCACCCGCGCUGCAGAGCAGCCUGGCUCUGGGUCUGGAGCUGCAGAACGCGCGCGCCGCUGUCGCCAGCGGCCAGUUUGAUGCCUCGAAGGCGGUGGAGGAGCAGCUGAGAAAGUCGUUCCAGACCCGCUGCGCCCUGGAGGAGACCGUGGCGGAGGGGCUGAACGUGCCGCGCUCNAAGCGACUCUACCGAGACCUGGUGAGUCUGCAGGUGCCCGAGGAGCAGGUUCUGAACGCGGCGCUGAGGGAGAAGCUGGCGCUGCUGCCACCGCCGCCCCGAGCCCCGCCCCUGAAGGAGGUGCUCGGGCCAGGGCCAGACAUGACCAUGCUGUGCAACCCAGAUUCUCUGUGGUCCGAAUCUCCGCACUUGACAGUGGAUGGGCUGCCCCCACUCAGGCUCCAAGCCCGGCCCCGCCCUUCAGAAGAUACUUUUCUCAUGCAUCGGAUGCUGAGGCGCUGGGAAGCGUAGCCCUCAAAACUCUGGAAUGCUAGUCUUUAUUUUUGUUAGUUUGUUUUUUUUUUUAAUAGAAUAAAGUGUUUUCCCCCCU